This is a messenger RNA of Oikopleura dioica, 471 nucleotides long. The record is from the annotation of a GenBank genome assembly. NCBI's taxonomy places the organism in Eukaryota, Metazoa, Chordata, Appendicularia, Copelata, Oikopleuridae.
AUGUUCUCUCUUCUCUCAAUCCUCCUCGCUUUCUCCAGCGCCCGAACAAUCAAAAACGCCCAAACCGUCCAGCUCUACUCCAAGUCUGGCAAAUUCUUGAACCUCAACCGCCGCGGUCAUGUGACCCCAACGUCCAACAACAAAGAACUCUCCUCAAUCUUCGAAUUGAAAUACAACUCGAAUGGAGUCGUCAUCCGACAGCCCCUCACUGGUUAUUACGUAACCAUGUCUCGAUCUGGAAAGCUCCGAGCAACAAACCAUCAAGAAAAUGCCGUCGCUUUUCACCAAGAAUCCCUCGGCGACAAGUUCUUCACCUUCAAUCUCGCCGAUAACUCCGACUGCAAACUCACCGCCAGCAACAGAAGCUUCCGAGUCCGAUGCUCCAAGAAACUUCCACGAAACAAGCUCGCUUUCUUGAGCAAAACUGCCCGCCUCCCAACAAAGCUUAUGGAAACCGGCGUUCAUUUUUAA